Lactuca saligna is the source of this 2905-nucleotide messenger RNA. The record is from the annotation of a GenBank genome assembly. NCBI's taxonomy places the organism in Eukaryota, Viridiplantae, Streptophyta, Magnoliopsida, Asterales, Asteraceae.
GCAAUGAGUCUUUCGAUUCUACAAAUAACCAAAUUUGUAAUUUAUUAAGAUAACAAGUAAUGGAUUUGACAAAUUUCAUUCUCUCUUCUAUAGAAUAUUUGUGUUGGGAAUAAAGAAAAAGAAAAACCAAGUCAAAGCAGACGAGCGCUCAUCGAAAGUCAGCAUUCUCCUGCUUUCUUCGUCCCUAACCUCCUUCCCUCUUUCCCCCACUUACACAUCAACUCCAAGUGCAUAAACACAAAUACUCCUAUACAUUGAUGCAUACGAAUCAUCGCUUGUAUGUAAAAUUCUACUUCAUUCGGAGAAACUGAGGUUAAAAUUUCAAGGAUCAGACAAGUUUUUGUGUGUGUUUGUUUUGAUUCACUUCUGGCCUAUCUCUUUGUAAUUUUGCAAUGCACCGUGUGGCCAGUGCAGGCAAUACCUCAAAUUCAUCACGUCCUCGUAAGGAGAAAAGAUUGACUUAUGUUUUAAAUGAUGCUGACAACACAAAGCAUUGUGCAGGUGUGAACUGUUUGUCUGUCUUAAAGCAUUCAGAAGCAGAUAAUCAUAAUUUUCUCUUCACUGGAAGCCGUGAUGGAACAUUGAAAAGAUGGGAAUUAGGGGAAGAGGAUGCCACUUGUUCAUCUACUUUUGAGUCUCAUGUUGAUUGGGUCAAUGAUGCAGUCCUUUUAGGAAAGAAUACCCUUGUCUCCUGCUCUUCAGAUACCACAGUCAAGAUUUGGGAUAGCUUUUCUAAUGGAACUUGUAAAAGAACUCUCCACCAACACACAGAUUAUGUUACUUGUCUUGCUUCCUCAGAAAAAAAUAGCAAUAUUGUUGCAUCUGGUGGAUUGGGUGGUGAGGUGUUCAUUUGGGAUCUUGAAGCUGCAGUUACUCCAGUCAUCAAGAAUACUGAAACGCCAGCUGUCACUGAUUCUUCAAAUGGAAAUUCUACAAGUCUACAUGCUGUAAGCUCAAGCAAUGGCAUUACAUCACUCACAAAUACACCUCAAGGAUAUGUUCCCAUUUCUGCUAAAGGACAUAAAGAGUCUGUUUAUGCAUUAGCAAUGAAUGAUACUGGAACUCUUCUGGUCUCUGGUGGCACUGAGAAGGUUGUACGUGUUUGGGACUCAAGAAGUGGUUCAAAGAUGAUGAAGCUUCGUGGGCAUACAGAUAAUAUUAGGGCUUUGCUUAUCGAUUCUACAGGAAGGUUUUGCUUAUCAGGAUCCUCUGAUUCUAUGAUCAGAUUAUGGGAUCUAGGGCAACAGAGAUGUGUGCAUUCAUAUGCUGUUCAUACAGAUUCUGUAUGGGCACUUGCUACUACUCCAACAUUCAGUCAUGUGUAUAGUGGUGGAAGAGACCUUUCUUUGUACUUGACAGACCUUUCUACAAGAGAUAGCUUAUUGCUAUGCACAAAGGAACAUCCAAUUCAGCAAUUAGCAUUAGAUGAUGAUGGAAUUUGGGUUGCAACAACAGAUUCCUCUGUGGACAGGUGGCCUUCUGAACACUUGAAUCCUGAAAAAUUGUUUCAAAGAGGUGGUUCCUUUCUUGCUGGAAAUUUGUCUUUUUCAAGGGCAAGAGCUUCUUUAGAAGGAUCUACCCCUGUUCCUGUGUAUAAAACUCCCACUUUAACUAUUGAUGGAAUUCCAGGGAUAGUGCAACAUGAAAUAUUGAACAAUAGAAGACAUGUCCUAACCAAGGAUAAUGGUGGUUCUGUGAAGCUUUGGGAGAUCACUAAAGGUGUUGUGAUUGAAGACUAUGGACAUGUUUCAUUUGAAGAGAAAAAGGAAGAACUAUUUGAGAUGGUCAGCAUUCCUCCAUGGUUCACUGCAGAUACUAGGCUCGGAAGCUUGUCUAUUCAUUUAGAUACCCCCCAGUGUUUUUCUGCUGAAAUGUACGCUGCUGACCUCAGCAUCACUCAGAAAGCUGAAGAUGACAAGAUUAAUUUAGGUCGAGAAACUCUGAAAGGACUAUUGGCUCCUUAUUUUUCCAAGAAAAAAGUUAGAUUCGUGUCUCAACCUUCAGUCAAUGGAGAAGCUCCAAGCAAAGAUAUAUCUUCCAAAAACAUUCCACUUUCAAGACCCGAAGCAGAUGCUAAUGUUCAAAGUGAUUCCAGAGUUUACCCUCCAUUUCAAUUCUCAAUUGCUUCUCCUCCUUCUAUUAUUACUGAGAGUUCUCAAAUUGGAAUAUGGAGGAAGAAAAUUACUCUUCUUGAUGGAAUUGAAGAUGAUGAUUUCCCUCGUUGGGUUUUAGAUGCUGUUUUGCUUAAUCGAAUGCCCCCAAGAGAACAUACCAAAUGUAGUUUUUAUUUACAUCCAUUUGAAGGUUCAGCUGCUCAGAUCUUGACACAAGGGAAGCUGAGUGCACCUCGGAUUUUAAGAAUGCAUAAGGUUGUUAAUUAUGUUGUGGAGAAGAUGGUUCUAGACAAAUCAUCAGAUACUUUGAUUAGUGAUGGAGCUUUUGCUCCUGGAUUGAAGCCAUGGAAGCUUAAGCCUUCUAUAGAGAUCUUGUGCAAUAAUCAGGUGUUAGCACCUGAAAUGAGCUUAGCCACUGAAAAUGAAUCCAUAGGUGGUUGUUACACAAAAUUGAAUUUGGGAUUUUGUAUUUUGACUUUUUGACAACGAGAGCUGUUGACUUCAGAGAAAAGAAGAGUGAAUAAUAGAAGAAACCAACUCUCUUGUAAAAAUCCUUAGAGCUUUUGCUGGUUGCCGAGUUAAUUUCAUAAGGCUUUGUAUAAUUUUAUUGUUUGGUGGGAUGGGGGUUAAUUUUAUGAAAAGCAACGAUGUUUAGUUGUUUUUCGGUUGUAUUUUCCCCAUUUUUUGUAUUUUUAUUAUUAAUUCACUUUGUUAUUAUUUUUGUCUUUUAUUUGUACGUUAUGUGGUCAUUGUUUGUUGUAUUUAUGGAUUUAUUGAUGAUAUUGAUUUUG